UAAGAAAUUAAUUAAGCCAUAAAGAAACCCUUUUGAAUGAGUCAGAAAAAUCACUUGAAAAAUCACAUCACUAACUUACCUGGUUUGAGUUUUGCAGUUGUUGAUCAACUGCCAUGUGGCCCCUUAAGAUGAAGCCAAUAUUAAAAAUUACAAAAAUGUAGGACCAAAACUUCACGAAAGACCAUUUCAAUUCCCCAGCCAUAGCACUUCUCUUCUUCCCCCUUUAUAAAUAUGUACUUACAGCAACUCAAGAUGAAGUCGAGCAAUCCUAACUUUCCAGUGUCUUCUGCACUAAAAAGGGGAAGAGGAAGACAAUUAACCAAAACAAAAAUCAUAGCAAAUGGCAAGAAAGAGAAAGACUGUUGAAGGAGUUGAGGAAGACAAGAGCUCCGGUGAAGGAGGAGCUAUGGGAUGGGAUGAAAUGGUGAAGGAGGACGCGGUGGCUGCAGAGCUAGGAGGAAUUCGAAGAGCUCGAAAGCGAUUCGUUGGCGUCCGACAACGACCGUCGGGGCGAUGGGUGGCAGAGAUCAAAGACACCAUACAAAAGAUUAGAGUAUGGUUGGGCACAUUUGACACAGCGGAGGAAGCAGCUAGAGCUUAUGAUGAGGCAGCUUGCUUGCUCCGUGGCUCCAACACAAGAACCAACUUCUGGCCUUGCUCCCCUUUAUCAGCUUCAUCACCAGCCCUUCCUUCAAAGAUUACCAAUCUUCUUAUCCAAAGGCUGAAUGCAAGAAACAAGUCCAUCAAUAACAACAAUCUUCCAAAUAAUCAUCAAGAACAGAAACACCAGCCAACGCAAGAGAGGAUUUUACACACAAAUGAAUAUCGAUGCAGAGAAGAAUUGGCAACAACAUGUUUAACAGACAAAGUUCUAAGUGAUUUGCUGAACGACCAUGAAGUUUUCACCACCAACAACCCCAAUAUUGAAGAAAUCAGUAGGAGUUUUGAGUCGUGUUUGACUGAGAAAGAUGAAUCAGACGGUGGAGAUAUGGAGAGCGGCAACUGGUUGGGAAUGACCCAGAUGAGUAACUCAGAAGGAGAUGAAAAAAGUGGAAUCCAACAAGAAGAAGCAGAAGAAGAAUCAUGUGUUUUGGAUUUUCAUUUCCUCGAUGACAUUGGGCCACCAUGUUACUACUCUCCAUUUGAGAUUGCAGAGGAGAUAGGGGAGCCAAUGGAAGCAGACGGGAUCAAUGAAGAUGAUCAGCCACCUUCAAUGAUGAGAGAAGCCAUGAAAAGGAUGAAAUAUGAGAGAAAGAUUUCAGCUUCUCUCUAUGCCUUUAAUGGGAUUAAUGAAUGCCUAAAAUUGAAGCUUGGGAAAGAUGGUGGGAAUGGGAGAGGGAGAUCUUCUGAGAUGAUAGCAAGCUUGAGAAAAGCAUGUGACAGAAAGAGAUCAGAUGAGGAGAAGGUUGAAGAAGAAGAAGAAGAGGAGGAGGACUGUUCACCUGAAAUGGAGUCUUUUUCAAGCAGUGAAGUUGACUUGUCGAUUUGGAGUUCACUGGAUCUUCCACCCAUUUGCUUCGUUAGCUGAGUUC
Messenger RNA from Cucurbita pepo subsp. pepo (vegetable marrow), 1532 nucleotides. Lineage: Eukaryota; Viridiplantae; Streptophyta; Magnoliopsida; Cucurbitales; Cucurbitaceae. The record is from RefSeq and is a predicted model, not a curated record.